AUGAAAUAUAGUUACAACAAAUAUGUUGUUGUGGAGUUUGAUGAUGAGGGGAUUCAAAUUAUUCCAAGGAAUUGGUUGAUAAGCAAUGGCAGUGCUACAAAAUUUCCUCCACUCACCACUAACAAUAUAAGAUAUGAAAAGUUUUGUACAAAAAUGGUUGAACCUAAGGAUAAUUGGAAUACUUUUAAUUUAAAAAGAAUUCUUGCGUCUUGUGAUGAUUUCCUAGCCGCAAAGAAAAAAUUAAAGAAAGCCGAAAACCAAACAGAUUUGGAUAGCACUGAUAUUGAUGUAUCAAAAAUAAAAAGAAAAUAUACUGCUGCUAAAGUUUUGGAAUCAGAUUCAGAUGAGUUCUGCAAUCUUCAGAAAAAUGUGCAUACAUUUGUACAUUAUGUAAUACAUCCUGUAUAA
Messenger RNA from Macrosiphum euphorbiae (potato aphid), 408 nucleotides. NCBI's taxonomy places the organism in Eukaryota, Metazoa, Arthropoda, Insecta, Hemiptera, Aphididae. The record is from the annotation of a GenBank genome assembly.